Colletotrichum destructivum is the source of this 2057-nucleotide messenger RNA. Its product is annotated as Putative Zinc finger C2H2-type. The transcript is spliced from 2 exons. The coding region runs from base 724 to 2004 and encodes 426 amino acids. The record is from RefSeq and is a predicted model, not a curated record. NCBI's taxonomy places the organism in Eukaryota, Fungi, Ascomycota, Sordariomycetes, Glomerellales, Glomerellaceae.
CCGUACCUGGUUCAGCUUAUCCUUUGAUCUGACACCUAUAUGUACGUGGGUCGCGUUCAUGGACCGGGCGAUCGUCUCAUUGUUUCUCAGGGACGACGAAACAGACUGGACCGAACUGGACUGGGCCCUUCCCGAGAGACAAGACUCUUUCGCUCUGGACCCUCGCUCUCUCUCUCUCACACAUACACACACACACUAUCUCUGUAUCUUUCUCUCGCUCUUUCUAUCUUGUCCCUGUCUCCCAACUUCACCCAUAGAUCGUUUGGAGUGGAUCCAAUAAGAGAUUAGAGCUUCUUUGCCUCCCUCCUCCGCGUCCAUUCUUUCCAACCACACACCCCUGCCGGCUUUCUCUCUCUCUCCCUCCCACACCUCCACUCCACCUCCACUAUCACGUACUCGGAACUCGAUACAUUCCUAUACGGGGCUCUCUGUCUUUCCAACUGGUGUAUUGAUGACACUAUUUUCCCAAUUUUGUGAGGAUAGACCUGUCCAUCACUGAUCUAGGGGCGUCAUCUUCAUCUCCGUCCCCCCCCUCCGUCCCACGAUAUAACACUGCCUGAGCUGCUCAUCUGUGGAACGUUCCCAUUAUCCCAUCAUUCUUCAUCCUACUUUUAACCGGACAACUCGCUCCCUCUUCAUAACGAUCACGCCCUGUCCCCCCCCCCACCAGCGAGCCAGCAGUUGCAACAACAAUCAACAACACAACAACCCGCUCUUCUCACAAUGAUGUCGCACCAGCACCUCUGGCAACAGGAGCAUGACCACUCCAUUGAAAGCAUCAUGGACUCCUUCGCUCCUGAAGCCAGCUUCAGCUUCGACGGCUCCGUCAGCUGCGGCACCACAACACCGAGCUUCUCGGCCGCCUCGUCCGUCUACGACCCCAACGGGCCCUUCACUCCUCGCUCUGGUCGUUCAACACCUCACGACCAUCACUCCAGCAUCGACUUCGACUCUUCCUUCUCUUCCCAGAGCUCCUUCUCCUUCGACCAUGGCCCUGCACAAGAGAACAAGGGCUACUUUCACAAGCCCGAAAAGGUCGAGAUCCAGAUGCCCAUGCAGUUCGCCCCAACUGUUCCCCUUACGCCGUCGAGGAGACAGAGCUCGGCCUACGCCAUGGAGCACCUCGACUACAACAUGAUGCUUCACGUCACCCUCAACUCCCAUUGCAUGCCCGCCAUGUCCUCGCCCCACCACCAACACCAGCAGCAAAGCCAGCAGCAACAGCAACCGCAGCAACAUCACCACCAGCAUCAUCACGCCGAGCAGUACUCCUUGCCGCAGGACCUCAGCUCGUCGCCGUUCGUGAUGCCCACACCUCACCGCGGCCCCGCGAACUCCACCCCCAGCAACGCACACAUCUGGUCCUGCAGCAGCGAAAGUCCCAUCAUGAUGUUCGGGAAUGAUUCCACACCCUCAACCUCCCCUCUCCACUCCAUGACCGGCGGCAACGUCAAGCGCGAGACCACCCACUCCCCCUCGCCCCUCCAGUCGCCCCCCUCGGCUGCCGCGUAUCGCCAGGACCCCAGACGCAAGCUCUUCGCCGAGGUCCAGCGAAAGACGCUCGCCCUCCAGAAGAACCAGAACGAUAUGGAGGCAUUGAGACAGCUCAGGUCGAUCCAAGUCAACCAGGACGGCUCCGUCCUUGACUGCGGCUCCGUCAAGGUGCGCCACGUCGCGCCGAGGAGGGAGAAGUGCAAUUAUCCCGACUGCACCAAGACGUUCAAGAGAAAGGAGCACCUCAAGCGUCAUUUCAAAGCAACCCACGAGAAGGAGGUUGAGUUGUACACGUGCCCAGCCACGAACUGCAACCAUGUGUUCAAGGAACGCCGCGACAACUUCGUCUCUCACCUGCUCCUCCACAAGCAGGGCAAGAGCAGCAGGACGCCCUACAAUGAGAGGGCUGCCAAGCUGUACGACGAGAUGUGCCUGCAGAGCAAGAGCCGCAAGCGCGUCAAGACGAGCACCAGCUCGAGCCCCAGCAGUACCUCCAGCAACAAGAACUGACGAGGUGAUUAGCUGCUGGGUCCUGCGUCUGCCUGUCUCUCGCUGUCUGCUGC